Messenger RNA from Lycium ferocissimum, 1295 nucleotides. RefSeq names its product cytochrome P450 71AU50-like. The record is from RefSeq and is a predicted model, not a curated record. NCBI's taxonomy places the organism in Eukaryota, Viridiplantae, Streptophyta, Magnoliopsida, Solanales, Solanaceae. Gene Ontology annotation, molecular function: monooxygenase activity; iron ion binding; oxidoreductase activity, acting on paired donors, with incorporation or reduction of molecular oxygen.
UGCAAGUUAAUUUUAGUUGAGUUUAACUAAUAUCCAGCGAUAGUGCACAUUUUUUUUUAGUAGCAGGUCAUUUUACCUACUAUAGCAGAUAAUUUAUUUGAUUUUCAAGAUUACAAAUCUCAUUUUUUAUGUAGAGCUAGUAAUAAAUAUUUUGGGAUGACUUAUAGUGAAAAAAGUCUUUUACAUAAUCAAUGUACAUGAUUAUCAUUCUAGUUUGACUUUUAGAAGAGAGUUGGCAAAAUCUGAAAAAGAUGUUGAGACCACUAGCUAUAUUUGAGGCUUGGGUUCAUAGACUCAAAUUUGUUGAGAAUUUCUCAAUUGAAAUUUUUAGCCAAAAAAAAAAAAGAGCUUAUUCCCACUUUAGGGACUUUAUUUCUUUAUUGUUUCUUAUCUAUUCAGACUUUAAAUUAUAUUUAUCAUUCGUAUAAGGAAUUUUUGUAUCAUCUUGUCACUUUUACAUGUUGUAGUACGUAUUCUAUUUUAUUUUCAAGAUUACAAAUUCUAUGUAUACUUAAACAUGUGAAUAUUGUUGACCACUUUAGCAAUUGAAAAAAAAAACUCUCUAUGCAAGACAUGCUAAUAGUUUCAAUGGACACCUCAUCAACAGCAAUUGAUUGGGUUUUCUCUGAACUUCUAAGGCACCCUAAAGUAAUGAAAAAACUACAAAAGGAGUUGGAACUAAUAGUUGGCAAAAAUAGAAGUGAAGAGUCUGAUUUGGAAAAAUUAGAGUACUUAGAUAUGGUCAUUAAAGAAGGCUUUAGGCUUCACCCCAUUGCACCUCUAUUGAUUCCUCAUGAAUCAGUUGAAGAUUGCACAAUUGAUGGCUUUGAUAUACCUAAAGGUUCAAGAAUUUUAGUAAAUGUUUGGCCAAUCGGAAGAGAUCCAAAAGUUUGGCCGGAACCCGAGAAGUUUGUGCCAGAAAGGUUUGUUGGUAGCAACAUCGAUCUUCGAGGACGUGAUUUUCAACUUUUACCGUUUGGCUUUGGGAGAAGAAUCUGCCCUGGAUUACAAUUAGGUCUCACAAUCGUUCGAUUAGUGCUUGCACAAUUAGUUCAUUGUUUUGACUGGAAGCUACCAAAUGUUAUGAUGCCAAACGAUAUAGAUAUGACUGAGAAAUUCGGUUUAGUUACCACUAGAGCUCAACAUUUAAUGGAUAUUCCUACUUGUCGGUUGCAUGUAUAAUUGAUAUGAGUCUUACUAGAAGCUUAAUUAAGUGAAAACAUGAAAAGAAUUACAAUGUUUCUCUGAAACUAUGGUUGUAGUUUAAUAUCAUUUUCUCAUAUUUUAUAGUGAAA